Molecule: messenger RNA, 1581 nt
Organism: Trypanosoma theileri
Lineage: Eukaryota; Euglenozoa; Kinetoplastea; Trypanosomatida; Trypanosomatidae
Exons: 1
Coding region: 1-1581 (526 amino acids)
Source: RefSeq, a predicted model, not a curated record
AUGUGGCCCAACACCCCUGCGCAUGAUGAUAUCUACGCCUAUCAAUCCAACACCGCAACCGCACGCCCACCGUCACUCCCACGCAUUGCCGCCGCAGCUCCGAUUGUGCACAAUUAUUACGUGCAGGAUGAUCGCCUGCGGGUUCCCACGCCGCUUCUCUUGACGCCUAACAUCUCCAUGGACAGUCUCGCUCUCAGUCAACCACAACCCCCAACAGCAGCACACGCACAAAGGACAGGAGAUGAAGUUGAUUAUCAUCAUCACGAAGAAGAACAAGAACAAGAACAACAACGACAACGAAGAAAGAGAUAUCGCAUCAGAGAUUCGAAUCGCAAUGAUGGGGUGUUAGUAAACCCAUACGCCGCAGACCAUCAGGGCCCUGUGCGCCCCGUCACUGCAGAGGAGGAGCGGGCCCGCUUAAAUGCCUCCAUUGAGUCCCACAGACGUGCCAAACUCCCACGCAAGGAACCCCUUCCAGAUCUCCAAUACACCACCAAUAACAAUAAUAACAAUAACAAUAAUAAUAAUAAUAAUAAUAGCCAUAGCAGUGUAUAUGACGUGAAUGGAAUGCAUGCGAAUGCCGUGGAGUUGCGGCAGCUGCGCUCGCAGUAUGAUGCGCUGCACACACUCGUCACAGAGACCCGCGCGGAGUUGCGCCGCAGCCGCGAGGAGACGGAACGGGCGCGCAGUGCGGCCGACGGCGCCGUGGAGGAACUGCGGGCGGCGGUCGCUCGACUGACGGCACACGUGGAGCUCCACGCCGGCCGCCACGCCGCCCUCGCCGACGCGUUGAGUGGCGCCCCCGCCCUUCUCGACGUCUGCCGCGCGGAUAUCGCCGCCCUGCGCGGAGAAGCGAAACAAACCGCAGCGGCACUCGCCGUUCUGCAAAGCACCGUAGCGGAUCUGAAAGCACACAACAACACAACAAGAACAACAACGGCAGCAAUAAUACCAUCAGCAACAGCAGCAGCGGCACCAGUCCUUUCAUUAUCGGCUCCGGCAGCUUCAACGGGAGGAGAGGCGACAACAACUGCGGUGGGAGGGGGAUUUGGAUUCAACACGGCGGUGAAGCCGGCAGAGAGUGCGGUCGGCGCGGCCCCCGCCUUCCCGGGAAUAGAGAAUAAGACAACACCGGUUCCUGCAGGGACAACAGGAGCCAUUGGAGGUUUUUCAUUUGGUGGAGCCUCCACCGCCCCAGUAGCACAGUCACCACAGCCUCCCGUUGUCGCCGAGGUGAAAUCGGAGAACACUGUAAAUAAUAAUAAUAACACCAACAACCCAUUUGGGGCUUCUCAAGAAAGUAUGGCACAAAGAACAUCAACAAAUACAUCUACAACAGGAUUGAGUUUCCCAAUGAAUACCUCUACAGUAGGAUCUAAUCCAUUUGCUGCGUCUCAAACAAAUAGUGGAGCCUCAUCUUCUUCUUCUCCAUUUGGUUUACCGACGAAUACGAAUCCACCCGCCGCUACAGAGCAAUUACAAUUUGCAAAACCUUUAGAUACGAUGCCAAUAUUUGAUUCUGAUCCUUCUAAAGGGGCAUCUCUUGGUUCUCGUUCCAAAAAAACGGCACGUCGUUACUAA